AUGGGUCGAGAAGUCAGCAGUAAAAGCUGCCAUACCUGCAGAAAACGCCGCGUCAAAUGCGACACCAAGAAGCCCGUAUGCACUCAGUGCGAAAAGUCAAAAUAUGAAUGCCUUGGGUAUGAUCGCAUAUUGCGUAUCGAAUCCCAUGGAGUUGGCUUCGGCACACAGCCGGGUCGCCAGACUUUGAUAAAAAUAGGGCAAUCCAACUCUUACCCAGUCAACGCCCCAACUAGGACUCAUGAUACUUCUUCGCCUCGUGGUCGUACCAAGGGUCGCAAAGAUCGCAGCCAUCAGACGUUUGGCAACUGUACUCAUUCAGCCACGGAUUUGACAACAACUGCAGAGGCAAAAGACUCAAGGCUAGAGUUAUCACACUCCCAACCGAGUUUUCUUGUCCAACCCAAUUUAGAGCCGUUCACAGACAAUGUUACUUUCUCCUAUUUCUUCGACGCCUAUAGCUGGAUCAAUAUCCAUUCUAUUCUUCUCCAAGAUACUCCAAUGAGGCAAAUUCUCGCUCAGCAAAGCGACGAGCUCUGCUAUGAUAGCCUUCGUGCUCUAGCAUAUGGGAUCUUCGGUCGAGACCACCAAUUAGAUGGCUUGAGAAGAGCGGCUAGGCGCAUCUACGGCAAGGCCCUUCGGCAGUUGCAAUCGACACUAAUGACAGCAUCUAAACACGAAUUAGCCGCUCUUAUCAAGCCUAUAUCCAUCAUGGGAUCUUAUGCACUUGCCAAUGCUCUUGUUCAGAGAAAAGACACGCUUAUCAGCGAAGAAAAAUGGAAAUCGGUGCCGUGGGAACUGCAUCCCGAAAUGAAGACAAAUGCAAGCAAACUGGUUGACAUAAUAUCUGGCCUUCCAGGGAUUAUCCAGAAAACAGACGAUAUUCUCAACGAACGUUCCCAGAUAGCUGCAGGCUCAGAUGUAGUUCCAAAGGAAAUGCCUGACUCAGUACCUAGUCUGCAGCAGCAACUGGAGUCUAUGAACUUGGAUUUAGUCGCGUGGCGAUACCACUGGUCCCUAGACAAUAACCCCACCGCACAAGAUAUACUUGAAUGGGCGUUAUUCAGAAUCAGUGAUGAGUCAUAUAGGCCAGGCAUUCAUGGAGUCUUAGGAGCAGAUGUCUAUGGUCUCAAUUUGGGCACAGCUGAUGGCCUAGACGUUCCUUUUGAGUUGAACGACUGUACUCGCAAAGAGCCCGAAGCCAACAUCAAGACAUUUUCUUUGAUGCAGGAAGCCGCGCUUUAUUUAACGGGCCUAAUUUGGGUAGGCAGGCUUCGAAAGAAUCUUGCUGGUGCUGCUCGUGCUGCGGACGCCAUUGACUUUUAUAAUACGCCAUUUUUCUCUACAUGCCGCUGUUUUUAUGAUAGUGAGCCUGGAGGAUCAAGGCAUUGCCAGGUGUUUCCAGAGCCCAGCGAUAAUAUGGCAACAGCGGCAUCUUGGAAUAUUAACACGGCCAAAAUAGUCCAAUCGCCGAUUAGAUCGUCAAGUCACGACAGUAACAAUUAUUUUCUCGAUAGCUCUGGUUCAAACUUGCUACUUCCAGGAGAUGGUCGUUUUGCGGCACAACUCCGCAUCCUGAGUUGGUUGGUUCAACGCUUGCCGGAGUCACGACCUUAUAUCCUUGGCGUGUUGGCCGCCAUGGGAUUAAGCCACUGUAUUCAUGAUGUCCGUCCAUCGGAGGGGAAUGAGUAUAUUGCGGAGACUGUCCGUGAAACUAUGAAGAAGUCGAGAUAUGGAGAUGCAGCAAUCGUCCUGCUCAAGAGCUACCAGUAA
This is a messenger RNA of Trichoderma atroviride IMI 206040, 1770 nucleotides long. NCBI's taxonomy places the organism in Eukaryota, Fungi, Ascomycota, Sordariomycetes, Hypocreales, Hypocreaceae. The record is from RefSeq and is a predicted model, not a curated record.